GAGAGAGAGAGAGAGAUAGAGAGAGAGAAACCAUGAUGGAGGUGCCCAGGCACUGACAACACUAUGACACCCAGCAUCAAGCACUCGGAUUGUUUUACACCAAUGUUGUGCCACUGUAAAGUAGCAUGCACCAACAGCACCAUCUCGCUUAUGUUCGGAUGCAAGAAGUACAGGAUUCAGGAUGAAGAUGCAACCCCCCAGCAGGACCAAGGUCAGUCCCAGGCCUGUCCUCAGCACCCCUACCCUGGCUUGGAGGGCAGUGAGAGGGAGCUGCCGGGUAGCCACCACGGGACCCUCCGCAGCCACCAUGGAACCCUGGACAGGCACCACCACAACAGGGGAGAGAGAGAGGGCACGGAGGGCAGGGGAGAGGGACUGCCAGAGCUGGCCCAGGUAGCAGAGAAGAAACUGUCCCGAAUAGAGAACGUUCACGGAUACGUCUCCCAUGCACACAUCUCCCCUACGAAGGCAAACCCACCUCCAGUGAUGGUCAACACAGACAGUUUGGACACCCUCGCAUACGUGAAUGGAGCAGAAGCAGAUUAUGAGUAUGAGGAGAUCACCCUGGAACGGGGUAACUCGGGGUUGGGCUUCAGUAUUGCGGGGGGGACAGAUAACCCCCACAUUGGAGAAGACCCCAGUAUCUUCAUCACCAAGAUCAUCCCUGGAGGAGCUGCAGCUCAGGACGGAUGCCUCAGAGUGAAUGACUGCAUCUUGAGAGUAAACGAGGCAGACGUGAGGGAUGUGACCCACAGUAAGGCCGUGGAGGCCCUAAAAGUGGCCGGCUGCAUCGUCAGGCUCUACGUCCGCAGGAGAAAAGUCCUCUCAGAGAAGAUCAUGGAGCUCAAACUAGUCAAAGGUCCUAAAGGGCUAGGGUUCAGUAUUGCGGGGGGAGUAUGGAACCAGCACAUUCCAGGCGACAACAGCAUCUAUGUCACCAAGAUCAUUGAGGGAGGGGCUGCACACAAAGACGGGAGGUUGCAAAUAGGAGACAAACUAUUGGCUGUAAACAGCGCUUGUCUUGAGGAGGUGAGUCACGAGGAUGCCGUGGAGGCCUUGAAAAACACCCCCGAUGUGGUUUACUUGAACGUGGCGAAACCCACCAGUGUCUUCAUGAACGACAGCUUCGCUCCGCCCGACAUCACCAACUCAUAUUCCCCUCACAAGGACAACCAUAUCACCCCAUCCAACUACCAUAGCCAGCCCCAUACCCCCGACACACCCGGGCGCUACUCACCCAUCCCCAAGAGCAUAUUGGGAGACGACGAGAUCACAAGGGAGCGCAGGAAGGUGGUGUUACACCGUGGCUCCACAGGCCUGGGUUUUAACAUAGUAGGAGGAGAGGAUGGAGAGGGAAUCUUUAUUUCCUUUAUUCUGGCUGGUGGACCUGCUGACCUCUGUGGAGAGCUCCGGAAAGGAGACCGCAUCAUCUCAGUAAACGGGGUUGAGCUCCACAGUGCAACCCAUGAGCAGGCAGCUGCUGCUCUGAAGAACGCUGGACAGACGGUCAACAUCGUAGCCCAGUACAGGCCAGAGGAAUACAGUCAGUUUGAAGCCAAAAUCAAUGAUCUUCGGGAGCAGAUGAUGAACAGUAGAAUCAGCUCAGGCUCUGGCUCUCUACGGCCCAGCCAGAAAAGAACGCUCUACGUCAGGGCCCUGUUUGACUAUAAUGGGACAAAGGACUCUGGGCUGCCCAGCCAGGGGCUUAACUUCCACUUUGGAGACAUCCUUCACGUGGUGAACGCCUCCGAUGACGAGUGGUGGCAGGCGAGGCACGUGACCCACGAAGAAGAGGUAGAUGAGGUCGGAGUCAUCCCCAGCAGGAGGAGGGUAGACAGAGCGCGGUUAAAGACUGUCAAAUUCAAUGCCAGGUCUCAAGACAAAGGGGUCCCUGACAACAAAGCACUGAGUGGCCAGGAGGAGUACGUCCUGUCCUACGAGCCGGUCACACAGCAGGAAGUGAACUACACACGACCCGUCAUCAUCCUGGGGCCAAUGAAGGACCGUAUCAACGAUGAUCUCAUCUCAGAGUUCCCUGACAAAUUUGGAUCCUGUGUCCCACACACGACCAGACUAAAACGGGAUUACGAGGUGGAUGCCAGAGACUACCAUUUUGUGGUGUCCAGGGAGCAGAUGGAGAAAGACAUCCAGGAUCACAAGUUCAUCGAGGCGGGCCAGUACAACAACCACCUGUAUGGAACCAGCGUCCAGUCUGUACGGGAGGUCGCUGAGAAGGGGAAGCAUUGCAUCCUGGAUGUUUCGGGCAACGCCAUCAAACGACUACAGUCGACCAUGCUCUACCCCAUCGCUAUUUUCGUCAAGCCCAAGUCUGUGGAGAAUAUCCUGCAAAUAAAUAAGAGGCUAACAGAGGACCAGGGGAGGAAGACGUUUGACAGAGCCAUCAAACUGGAGCAGGAGUUCACUGAGCACUUCACUGCUAUAGUCCAGGGGGACUCUCUGGAGGAGAUCUACAACACGGUGAAAAUCAUCAUCGAGGAGCAGUCAGGACCCUUCAUCUGGGUGCCUGCCAAGGAGAAGUUGUGAAAGGAGGACAGAAGAGAGUACCCUUAUUUCCUUUAAGUGGUCUUCAUGUCUUCUCUGAUUCUACGUCUUUAUUUUUACCAACCUGGCCUGCUGUGAUCGCUGGCCCUCUUAGCACCCCCCCCACACCUACGCAUACAUAUAUACACACACGUCUUCAUCUUUCUCUCGCGCACAAACACCCCCCUGCUCCCCUCUGUCACACUGGAUAGAGAGCUGAUCACGCGUUGGAGUUGAUGAUCUAUCUUUCUCUCUCUCACACACACACACACGCACAAAAUUAUUUAAUGCUGUCUCUAUCUCUCACACACAAACAUUCACUCUCUGGGGUUUUCUUGGGCUGUCUCUGACUGGUGUCUGGACCUUGUCUCUGGAUGUUUUUCAUGCUUAUGGGGGAAUGUUUAAGCAACAUGAUUUUAGAUGCAUUAUUAAUUAUAUAUUUUUCCCUUUUUUUCAUGUAUAGGUUCGUCAAAGGAAAUGACAUGAGGCAAAACUUAGCACGUUAUAGCUUUAAAGAGCAUGUUUCGGACAUGUUUUCUUGUCACGUUUUUGUUCUUUAUUUCUCAUUUGGACUUGUAUCUGAACUGCAUUACUCAUCGCCAUUAUUUUUCACAUGUUGUAUAUCCAUGCACACCAACGUACGUCUCUGCUCAUCUGAAGCAGCCAUGCAUACCUGUUUUAGUCUUUUCGAACUGCGCAGAGGUAACUAGGUGAGUAGUUUUCUAUCAUUAGCCGCCUUCGUUCACUACAAUCCAUGAUGGUUUUAAUCUAUUCAUGUCACUAUAAGCUUUUGGGGGGGGUUCUACUUCCCGACCAGAAAUAGAGUGAAUGAAUGAAUGGCUGUUUUUGAACUGACUCCAGGUGUCCAUGUAUUAAUAUUAGGAGCAAAACACUGAUGCAAAAUAAUGAAUUGUACACUGAGAUUUUAACUGAUAUUUAACCUUCAGUCUACUGCCUAUUUUGUUAUAAUAAAAUGUCUAUAUUGAGCUUUA
Molecule: messenger RNA, 3533 nt
Organism: Oncorhynchus keta (chum salmon)
Lineage: Eukaryota; Metazoa; Chordata; Actinopteri; Salmoniformes; Salmonidae
Product: discs large homolog 1-like protein
Exons: 21
Coding region: 64-2544 (826 amino acids)
Biological process (GO): neurotransmitter receptor localization to postsynaptic specialization membrane; chemical synaptic transmission
Cellular component (GO): neuromuscular junction; neuron projection; postsynaptic density membrane
Molecular function (GO): kinase binding
Source: RefSeq, a predicted model, not a curated record